GAGCCCCCCGAGCGCCCACCCCAUGGAGCUCUUUGAGACCAACCCUUAUUUUUUCCCGGACCAGAGGUUUUACGAUGGGGAAAAUUUCCUGGGCUCCCGGCUGCAGGGCUACGACCCAGCAGCGUUCCCCGAGCGUCACCCCGAGGUGUCCCUGUGUCCGGAGGGCAGGGUGGCUUUGGAAGAGAAGGACUCGACCCUGGCCGAGCAUUGUCCCGGGCAGUGCCUGCCCUGGGCCUGCAAGGUUUGCAAGAGGAAAAGCGUUUCCAUGGACCGGCGCCGGGCGGCCACGCUGCGGGAGAAGCGGAGGCUGAAGAAGGUGAACGAAGCCUUCGAGGCGCUGAAGCGCAGCACCCUGCUCAACCCCAACCAGCGCCUCCCCAAGGUGGAAAUCCUGCGCAGCGCCAUCCAGUACAUCGAGAGGCUCCAGAGCCUGCUCAGCACCCUCAACCAGCAGGAGAGGGAGCAGAGGGAGCUGCGCUUCCGUCCCCCAGCCCCCCAGCCCCCCGUGCCCAGUGAGUGUGGGUCCAGCAGCUCAUCCUGCAGCCCUGACUGGAGCAGCCAGCUGGAGUUUGGCACCAACCCCACAGACCAGCUCCUGGCUGAGGAGGCAGCAGAGGAUCGGAACCUCCACUCUCUCUCCUCCAUCGUGGAGAGCAUCGCGGUGGAGGACGUGGCUGUGACGUUCCCGGAGGAACGGGUUCAGAACUGAGCAAACCCCGGCGGCUCCUGGAGCUGGGGACGGGGUGGGAAGGAAGUGCCGGAAGGGUCGAGCCGCUGGAAAUCCCGUUUAUGCCCCCGGUGUCCCGGACCGCACCGCCUCCUGUCCCCGCUCCUCGCCGAACGCUCCGGGGGGAGCCGGGGCUGCGGGGACCCCCCGGGUGCUGCGGGAGCGGCCGCGGGUCUCGGGUUCUGCUCCGCUCCCCGGCCGGGACGAUCUCGGGUUUUUGAGGGCCAAUGUGUGUGCUGGGUUCGCUUGCUGAUUUUUAUUUUUUGUUUUCCCCACGAUGCUC
Calypte anna (Anna's hummingbird) is the source of this 1010-nucleotide messenger RNA. It is a transcript of the gene MYOG, whose product is annotated as myogenin. Bases 23 to 709 code for a protein of 228 amino acids. Gene Ontology annotation, molecular function: RNA polymerase II cis-regulatory region sequence-specific DNA binding; DNA-binding transcription factor activity, RNA polymerase II-specific; protein dimerization activity. Gene Ontology annotation, biological process: positive regulation of transcription by RNA polymerase II; positive regulation of myoblast differentiation; muscle organ development. The record is from RefSeq and is a predicted model, not a curated record. The transcript is spliced from 3 exons. NCBI's taxonomy places the organism in Eukaryota, Metazoa, Chordata, Aves, Apodiformes, Trochilidae.